This is a messenger RNA of Rhopilema esculentum, 1280 nucleotides long. RefSeq names its product glyceraldehyde-3-phosphate dehydrogenase. NCBI's taxonomy places the organism in Eukaryota, Metazoa, Cnidaria, Scyphozoa, Rhizostomeae, Rhizostomatidae. Gene Ontology annotation, cellular component: cytosol. The record is from RefSeq and is a predicted model, not a curated record. Gene Ontology annotation, molecular function: glyceraldehyde-3-phosphate dehydrogenase (NAD+) (phosphorylating) activity; NADP binding; NAD binding. Gene Ontology annotation, biological process: glycolytic process; glucose metabolic process.
UUCUAUCUUUUACCUUCGGUUCUAAAAAGUGUUGGCCAAGAAUAGGCUCGCCCCUUCUUGUUUCCCUCCGAUUCCAGAAAAGGUUGAUAUAUUGAAGUCGGUGCAAUAAAGUGAGUUGAAAUAAACUGAAGCCAUGGUGAUCAAAGUUGGUAUCAAUGGAUUUGGUCGCAUUGGGCGUUUGGUUUGCAGAGCAGCACUAGAAAAACCUGAACUACAGGUUGUGGCCAUUAAUGACCCAUUUAUUGACUUGGAUUAUAUGGUGUACAUGUUUAAAUUUGACUCUACACACAAUAGAUACAAAGGCAAUGUUAAGGCAGAAAAUGGAAAGUUGGUGAUAAAUGGAAAUGAAAUAUUUGUUUAUGGAAAAAGGGACCCUGCUGAAAUCCCAUGGACCGAAUCAGGUGCCGAAUUUGUCGUUGAAUCAACUGGUGUAUUUACAACAAUUGAGAAGGCAAGCCUGCACAUGAAAGGAGGGGCAAAGAAAGUUAUAAUCUCAGCACCAUCAGCAGAUGCGCCUAUGUUUGUUAUGGGAGUAAAUGAGGACAGAUAUGAUUCGAGCAGUAUGCAUGUUGUAAGCAAUGCUUCAUGCACAACGAACUGUUUAGCCCCACUUGCAAAGAUUAUCAAUGAUAGCUUUGGAAUUGAAGAAGGCUUGAUGAGUACAAUUCAUGCGGUAACUGCAACCCAAAAAACGGUGGAUGGUCCAAGUCAAAAGAAAUGGCGUGAUGGACGUGGAGCUUUUCAGAACAUCAUCCCAGCAGCUACUGGUGCUGCCAAAGCUGUUGGAAAAGUUAUUCCAGAUUUAAAUGGCAAAUUGACUGGAAUGGCUUUCCGUGUUCCAGUUCCAGAUGUUUCUGUUGUGGAUUUAACCUGCCGUUUGAAAAAGCCAGCAAAGUAUGAAGAGAUCAAAGCUGUUGUGAAGAAGGCCUCAGAAAGCAAGGAACUUGGAAAAUACAUGGGCUAUACAGAUGAGGAAGUAGUUUCCAGUGACUUUGUUGGCUGUACCUUUUCUUCAAUAUUUGAUGCUAAGGCUGGCAUUGCAUUGAGUGACACAUUUGUGAAACUUGUUUCCUGGUAUGACAAUGAAUUUGGAUACAGUCAUCGUGUUUGCGACUUGAUGAUUCACAUGGCAAAAUGAACGUUUAAGUCCAAAAUGUGACCGGGCGGCUGGUGAAAGAGUGUAAUCUUAGAAAAACUCCUUUGAAUCCACUUGCUAGUUCAGUAGUUCUCAUAAGUCUCUGAUUUACUUCUAUUUAAAUUGCUUGAAUGAUUUACAGAAA